AUGGUUGAAUCCAACGCUCUAUGCAUUCUUGCAGAUCCACAACACUCAUUAGAUGUAAAUUUAUCUGAAUCAUUACAAGCAGGGGAAGUUACACACAGAAAAGCAGUAGGAAGUUUGUUAUAUCUAAGUCAGAUCACAAGGACUGACAUAACAUUUGCUGUAAAUUUUGUAAGUCACUAUUUAGAAAAACCUCUGAUAAUACAUUGGAAUGCGGUGAAACGUAUUUUAAAAUAUUUAAAAGGAACCUAUAACUAUGGUUUAUUUUUUUAUUCUAGGGUGAAACUUAAGUUACAUGGUUAUAGUGAUGCAGACUAUGCUGGUGAUACAACAACUAGGCGAUCAACAUCAGGAUACAUUUUCAUGAUGACUAAUGGAAUAAUAGCAUGGUGUUCACAAAGGCAAAAAUCGGUAGCACUCCCAACUACUGAGGUUGAAUACAUGGCACCGAGUCAAGCAGUCCAGGAAUUAACUUGGUUGACGCUACUAAUAAGUGAUCUUCUGGAAACACAGGGAGAGACACCUGUUCUGUAUACGGACAAUCAAAGUGCCAUAAAAUUGGUGAAGAAUCCAGAAUUCCAUAAACGAACUAAACAUAUAGAUGUUCAUUAUCAUUAUAUUCGUGAGAAGAUCAAUGAAGGGAUGUUUUCACUGGAGUAUGUGACCAGCAAAGAGCAGUUAGCUAACAUUUUGACCAAGCCAACACCACGAACAAGAUGUCAAGAACUCAGAGAAAUGUUAGGAAUUAUAGAUUUAUAA
This is a messenger RNA of Daktulosphaira vitifoliae (grape phylloxera), 756 nucleotides long. RefSeq lists its product as uncharacterized. Bases 1 to 756 code for a protein of 251 amino acids. The record is from RefSeq and is a predicted model, not a curated record. Lineage: Eukaryota; Metazoa; Arthropoda; Insecta; Hemiptera; Phylloxeridae. The transcript has a single exon.